This is a messenger RNA of Paramuricea clavata, 289 nucleotides long. The record is from the annotation of a GenBank genome assembly. NCBI's taxonomy places the organism in Eukaryota, Metazoa, Cnidaria, Anthozoa, Malacalcyonacea, Plexauridae.
AUGGAUGGAUUCGACAAGCUGGAAAGAACAUCCCUCCCACCCAAGGGUAAAUUCUUCAGCAGUCUAACCAACGAAGACAUCAGCGACACCGACUACAGGAGAGCACAGAAUGUGUGGAACACCUUCGGUAUGAAAACCAUGAGGGAUUACCACAACCUCUACCUCAAAACGGACGUCCUACUCCUGACAGACGUUAUGGAAAACUUCAGGAAGGUAUGCAGAGCAAACUACGAACUCGAUCCCCUGUGGUACUACACAUCACCGGGACUGGCGUGGGAUGCGUGUCUAA